AUGAAAUCGGGACACGCAAAGGCCCCUCGUGCCAAUCCAGCCUGGCCCGCGGAUUCCAACGGCGCAACUGUCGUGAAGUCGACGACGACAACAACGACCAACACCCCUCCUCCAUCGGUCACCGAAGGAACGCCCCGGAAGAAGGCAACGACGAAUAAGCUCCCCCGCCGGACCGACACGGCCGACGCCCCGACUCCGGCCUCGUCGUCCGCCACCCCAGCGACUCUGGAACCCACCACCAACGGCCACAGCCACCACGGAACUGCGGCAACCAACGCGAACGGAAACAACGCCACCAAACCCAGCCGGAAGCGAAACUCGUCCCUCAGUGGUUCCAAAACCUACCUACAGAUCAUUCACGAAGCCAUCCUCGCUCUCGGUGAUCGCACCGGCUCCUCCAUUCCGGCCUUGACCAAAUGGAUCCUUCAAGAAUACCCGCAACUCGACGGGCCACAGUUUAAAAAUAGAAUCCUGCAAGCCGUCAAGUCGGGAACCAAAGCCGAGCGCUUCCAAAAGGUCAAAUGCAGUUACAAAAUUGCCGCCGUCUUUAAAGAAAAGGAACGCCAAGCCGCCCGCAAGAAAAAGAACGCCGUUGCCGCCGCGGCCGCUGCCGCCGCCAAGAAGAAAAAGAAAGCCGCCACGCCCCCCACCCUCGCACAGACGCAGGCCGCUCACGAACAAAAACUGGCCCAGCUACAGAAAUCCUUGUCCCCCGAAGCCCUCGCCCGCAAAAAGGUUGAUCUCGCCCGUCAGGAAGAAGCCACGCGACAACGACUCCAAGCCGAAAAGGUUGCCAAAGAACGCGCCGAUCGUCUCCGCCGACGGCGCUUUCCCAUGGAGGAUACCCGCUUGCAUCAGGAAGACGCCGAAUUGCACGUCAAACCACCGGCGGAUGUCUUGGCUCGACCGUAUUUGCCCUACUUUUGGUAUAUGACGACUGAUCUACACGAUCCAUCCCGCCACGGCAAAACAUCCUCGCAAAUUUUACAAGCGUCCAAAGUAGACGGACUCGACACGGGGAAUCACGGUUUGGUGCCGGAUUUGUUGGGCGUCUACCACUUUUUUCGAGGGGAUGUACAAUUUAGGAUUCCGGACGAACGGGAGCUCGUGCCCCCAUUUUCGCUGGCGCAACUCGUGUUUGCGACGGAACAGAUUCUGAACGGUAACGCCAAGCGAUCGCGCAUCGUUCCACCCUUACUGAGUUCCUUAUUUUGCACUUGCUUGCAAAUUUUGUGUAGAGCUCCGGAAGACACUGCCGAAAAAACGUCACAAACGCAACUCCAAAAGGACCUGCACCGGUACCUGGCUCCCGCGCUGACUCCGGCGAGCUGGGCCGACGUACUCUACCUGUACAUGGACGCCAUGGAAAGAUUUUACGCGACGGAUGCUUCACGAGACCCGAACGUUUUGCCACCGCUGCAGAUUGACGUCGAAUACUUGUUGGCCGUCCGCGACGACAUUGUCGUGCCCAUGACACCGGCGACGACCGUAAAGGGCAAAAGUAGUGAAACGAAUUUGAAUCCUUUGCCCGGCGGUUACUUUGCAUAUCUGGGGGACCCGCGCGGAAUCUUGUUUCGAGCCUUUAGCAAACUGGGUCGACAGGAUCCUUGGUUGUUGACGGCGGAAGAAUUGAUAGUCCUGCUACGGGUUCUGACAGAUGAUAUCCUGGCGUCCCACCCUGCCAUUAGCCAAGACGUGGCCGCUCGGGAGGAAGAAAUGCUCGCGUUGUCCAAGGCGAAGCGUGCGGCGGAUACUAAACUUCGCAAAGUACGGCUGGCCUUUGAAGGCCCCAAGAAACCGGCGACUGCUACUGUGAAAAAGCCGGAAGAAAACAAGGAAGUGACCAAGGACGAAAAGACGUCCGAGACGGAGAAUCAGAACGGCAACGAAGACGAGAAAGAAGAAAUUCUGUUCAAGCCGACGGCUACGCAGAAGCAAUUGGAAUCGGCUGUGAAAGCCCAGCAAAAAGCGAGCGAAGCUUACGAAAAGGGUAUUCGCAAACUGACGGCACGAACGGAGCCCAUAGGUUAUGACCGCAAUUUCAACGCUAUCUAUUGCUUUCGACACGAUCCUGAGGUCUUGUACGUGGAAGAUUUACGACAGCCUUCAACUGUAGCGAACCAUUUGCCACUUGACAUGCAAUUUAAGCGUCGUUCAUGGCACUUGAUUGAGACUACAGCCUUGUUUGACUCAUUUACGGGGAGUCUAGACAUUCGAGGAAGAAGAGAGCAUGACUUGUACGAAGAACUCGUUGGCCCACAGGGAGCUCAGCAGUCGCUUCGUCGUUUCUUGCAUGACAAUAUGAAAGAGCAAAAUGAAGCAGUCGCACGAGUGCGAGAACUGGAAUCGCUGAAAAAACGACUGGAGGUGGCUAGAGUCAAGUGCGACGAAGAACAAGGGCGUAGAAGCGGGCGUUUGGCAGGACAGGCGGGAGAAGAGCUGAGCUCUCUCGAGUUCCAAAUUGAGAUUCUCGAAAGCAGGAUUAACGGCACGUCAGCACCAGAGCCGCGUGAUUACGAGGAGUUGACAGGUUUGACUCUGCUUCGCAAAUUUGAUUCAAACAGUGGCAUGGGAGCUCGUCGAACCCGUGAGCAGAAACAGCAAACCAAGACCCACAACCUGCCGAUUUUACCUUGCAGCAAGAUGUGCGGCACCGGCAAUAUUGACGGUACAGGAUUGGUUGGCCUUUUGGUAUCGGGACUACUAGAGGUCGAGGAAAUUUGCGAAACUCUUGCCCCAUGGGAGCGCACAGACACAACGCGAGGCGAGUGGGUAGCUCGUUUGGAGAAUGCUGUUCAUACAUGGAAUGCUGUCAGUCCCAUGGUCCUUGGUUUAGCGGAUGCGCCGCCGAUGAAAGUUAUUGGCUCACCGGCUCAGUCCAGCCCUCCAAACGGGUCUUCGGGUGUACAACGUAGCGCCAGACGCACAUCUCUCGAUAGCUUGGAGUCGGCUUCGAAGAAACGCAAGGUUGAGACUCCUCCUCCAACGUCAACGACUUUUCAUUCUGCUGCCAAUAUAGUUUCGAUGAUUCGCCAACCUCUGAUUGAUCUUGAAGCCCGUGUAGCGGCCAUAACAAAUCUAGACGUGGCGAGCAAAGAUGCGGAUAUCGCCGACGAUAACUUGUCAACGGAUGGGUCAGAAGACGAUCAAGCCAUCAAGGAAAAACUAGAGCGCGCUUGGAAAAGGCAAAUACACCGUCUACGCAAUACACUGACCCACCGUUACGGUCAAAUUCGUGAAUUCUUAGUUGCUGCGAUUGCGGCAGCUCGCAAGGCCCAUGUGCCAGAAGUAGUAGCCGAGCUCCGGGCGGCUCUCUUACAAUAUCAUCCUGGAGCCGCUUCCGAGUGCAAGUAUGCAGCAAUCAAGGUCUUGCUCGCACACGGCGAUUACGAGCCCGACGAAGACGAGGAAGAAGAAGAGCAAUAUGACGUCAGGGAGGAAGGAGACGAAGUGGAGAUUCCAUCGGUGAUUUGCGCAGAAGCUGCGAUGCUCGCUAGCAGCCUAGAUGGGUCCGAGGACGCCACGCGAGCGGAUUGGAUAGAUUCCGUCAAGGCGUGCAAGACAAUCUCGCGGUUAGCUUCAUUGGUCGGGGCCUUUGUCAAGAAUGCGCAAGAUAAGAUGGGAAAGCUAGAAGACGAACGGGACGACUUGUUGGCGGCUAUUAAGACAUGGGAGAAGGAGGAAGAACGCCGAGUCAAAAAUCGCGGCGGCAAAAAGCCAGUCGGUCGACCCACAAAAGAUAGUGUUGGACCCUCGGAAGUGUGGGCCAACGUGCGUUUCUCGGACGAGAUUUGUAUGGCCAAGGCGGAAAACUGGCCUUGGUGGCCAGCUCGCAAGUGUACGCCAAAGGACGGUUCUUUGGCUCGAUCUUUGGCCGGUCUUGAUCGCUCUUUGGUUGCGCUUAUCGGUGAAAUGGGAGGACUCCGGGUGGUUAAAACUGAGAGUAUUAAGGCUUUCUCGGGAACGCUGGUGGAGGACGAGGACCUUGGGCAGUACAACAAGAGCGUUCGAUCGCAGUUGGAUGAUUGUAUGGCCAUGGGUCGUCGUAUUGCGCGCGGGAUGGAAAAGAAGCGAUAG
This is a messenger RNA of Phaeodactylum tricornutum CCAP 1055/1, 4077 nucleotides long. RefSeq lists its product with no specific name. The transcript has a single exon. The record is from RefSeq and is a predicted model, not a curated record. The coding region runs from base 1 to 4077 and encodes 1358 amino acids. NCBI's taxonomy places the organism in Eukaryota, Bacillariophyta, Bacillariophyceae, Surirellales, Neidiaceae. Gene Ontology annotation, cellular component: nucleosome. Gene Ontology annotation, biological process: nucleosome assembly. Gene Ontology annotation, molecular function: DNA binding.